This is a messenger RNA of Clupea harengus (Atlantic herring), 3564 nucleotides long. RefSeq names its product sterile alpha motif domain-containing protein 3-like. The coding region runs from base 1618 to 2901 and encodes 427 amino acids. The transcript is spliced from 6 exons. The record is from RefSeq and is a predicted model, not a curated record. NCBI's taxonomy places the organism in Eukaryota, Metazoa, Chordata, Actinopteri, Clupeiformes, Clupeidae.
AACCCGAACGUCCAAAGUAAUUAAAUAGAUUAAGUAGUGUAUACUCAAAGUUUUAGAAAAAGUUCUACUAACUUAAUUAUGUCAAGUUGGUGUAACAUGUUCUUCCUUUUUGAGUAAUUUUAACUAAUAAUUUUUGAUUAAAUGGAACUAUUUUGUGUAUAAGUAAGCAUUACUUAAAAACAUAACUUAAGUAAAAAUUAAUAGAGUUAAGUAAUUGCAUGCUAAUAAUGAUAGAGUCCUGUUAUUUCUAUUGUUUCAAAAAGGGAUGAUUUAAAAAUAAACCUAAUUUAUAUAGCACAUGCUAAAAUACAAUAAAAUCUCAAAGUGCUUCAUCAAUUCGUCAUUUUUUUUUAUUUUUUAUUCUCAUAAUUUUUUACUUAAGUGUUAAGUAGCUGCAGGGAUCAUCAUUUAUUCCAAGUUAAUCUCUGAUUCGCCUUCCGAAGCAGAAGGCGGCGCUAAUGCGCAUACUACACUGAUUCCUUAGCUCUGAAAAAAAAAAACUGAAAAGUUUAAACGGUUGAGAGUUUGGCGGGAAGCAACAGAAGGCCUGCAGAAAGUUACUACCUACACGGCAGCAUUCAGCAUUACUCGACUUACUUUUCAGAUCAGUUUAUGCCCUUGCAUCUCCCUGUUCCAGUUUCAUUAAGUUAAGACAGUUAAGAAAGACAACUGGAGAUGUGAUAAAGAUACCAGGUUGCUGGUUCCAAAAUGAUCUGGAAGUGUAAGUUGUGCGCAGCUUCUUACACCUCCAGAAUACAGUUAUUUAGACACUAUAGGCUGCAGCACAGCCACUAUUCCAGAAUCAGCCCCCUUCCAUGCCUCUACACUGAUUGCAUUUGCACAUUUCAGACACUUAAUGCACUGAGUACUCAUUUGUCAAGAUAUCAUACAGCACAACCUAGCAGUUGUACAGAGUCAGGGCCCUGUGUUAUUUAAAUGCCCUUUAUGCACAUUUCAGCAACCCUUUUCUAAUUCAGCUCUUUUCAGUCAUCUCAGAAAGCAUUUAAAAAAUCAUUUAACAGUGACGUGCCCAUAUAAGGAUUGUAGCUAUAGCACAAAUGUGUACUCCUCGUUCAAUACUCAUAAAAGUAGAGAACACCAAGCAGGUCUUGCAUCUGACUUUCAAAUUGAUAUGGUCAGUGAGGAUCCCCAUAGUCUUCAAGCCAGUAUUUCUGAGGAAACUAGUGAUUUGCAUGAAGAAUGGCCAGAGCAGAGAAGGGGAGAAUGAAGCUCUACCAGAGGUUGCUCAAGUACACAUUAGAGAACAAACAACUAGUGACACAAUCUACAAGACAACAAAUGUGACCAUUGAUGGCACAGACUAUGUCUGUGGAAUGUUUCUGUCUGUAGGAGUCAGUGGUGGACUGUCGAAAUUUGGCAAAAUAGAAGAGAUCUUUCUUGUGAAUCACAACGUAUCUUUUCUGUGUUGUGAUUAUGACUCCUGGUAUGUAGAACAUCUACGGUCCUAUGAGCUGUCAACUGCAGACAUAAGCCUGUCGAUCCACCUGCAGUCUGGUCUGAAUGAUACAGUCCCUCUCUCUGCAUACAAGAUAGACGGCUCGCUGCUGCUGACCCCCAAGCGGUUCAUUCAAGUGAGACAGAACUGAGUUCAGCACAAUGGCAGCUGCAUCCCCACAACCAAUGAUUCUUCGUGUUGUUGAGCCAGACCAGGCUAGAAAAUUAAAACUCAGCUCACGACCAGCCUCUGUUGAUGCACUGAUCAACAUUAUAAAAGAACAGCUGGAAAUCAACCUUGACUUCGAUUUGCUUUACGAAGAUCCAGACUUUGAAGGGAAACUUACUUCCCUUACAGACAUUGAGGAAUUGCCACAAAAAGCUGUUGUGCACAUCUCACUUUCACAAGACUCCAGCUCUAUUGCAUCUACUGUUCUACUUUCAGAUGUGUCAUCUCCAGAGCGUCUCAGCAGGUGGCCUCCAGGUCCUUUCCCUGUUCCCACAUUUGCAUUUGAUGUUGAACUAAAACUUAGAGAUGGAAAUGCGGAAUAUAAGAAGAACAACACGCACCUUAAGUUGACAAGAGACCUAAAGCACGACAUUUUAGAAAAGCUUGCAUCUACUAUAUAUGGUUUUAAGGCUUACCCAAGUGAUAAAGAGAUUGCAAAGGCUGCUGAGGCUCUUGUAGCCAAACAUCCCUGCUUGAAGGAAGCAGGAUCUGAGACUGGCUGGAAUGGAUGGAAAAACUCCAUCAAGUUCAAGAUGGGCAAUUUCAGGAACAAAAUGAGACGGGCUGGAUGUCAGGAGGUCACUGUUAAUGCUGGAAAAAGAAGUAGAAGUAAUCCUGAAAAUGAAUAUUCACAUUCCAACAUUAAAAGACCCAAGCGAGCAGAAGUCAACUUCCUACCAAACUUUCCCCAAGGAAAGGAUCCUUCAAGCCUUGAGCAGUUGAGGCAGACAAUUGUUGAAGAAGUCAAGAAGACUGAGAAGAACCUGCCCCUCAUUAGAAAGAUGAUGGAGACCACAUUUCCCCUACGCCGACAGACCAUAGUGAUGUCCUGCCCACCAGUGAACGAGCUCAUGGACCUCUGGCCUGCUCUCAAAAUAGAGUCUGAGUUGUAUGCAGAGUUCCAGCGGAUUACGAAUCAGAACCUGCCCAACACAUUCUAUGCUGAGCUUGACCGCCAUCUUCCUCGACUGAUGACCUUAUUCAGACAGAAGGCAUCAAAAACUGGAAAGACAGCAGAUGCUCUGGCUGAAAUUUUAAAAAUCCACGAUGAACUGGAAAUCCAUGACAUCCACACCAAGCGCAUUACUGUUCUCCACGCCCUUCCAGUGUAUCUGCACGAGGACGUUUCUGGAUUUUUCAGAACCUGCACAGUGAGUCUCCUUAAGUCACUAACGGAUUCUACUGUGUAUAAUGUAAACUGUCCAUCAAAAUACUAAUAUCUUUUAGGACUUACCUUUGUUUAGUCUACCCAUACAGUUUCCAUGUAUUGGCAAGUGAUAAGAUGUUAAGUAAAACAUUUUCCUGUAAAUGUCCUUUAGCUUGGUUUCAGUCUAUCUCACACCACUUAGGUUCUCUGGUAAUUUGGCUGAUUCGUGUGUGCAGAACAUGAAUCUUAUGUUUUUCACCUCUUACAAUGAGACCCAAGUCUCCCUUGGGUCUCAUUGUGUUGGUAUUGGUUUAGUUUAGUUUUGUGUUAGUUUGUGAUUAGCAUCUCUUUUUCAAUCAUUCAGGACGAGUCUGAUGAGCCGGAGCUUGAUGGCGUUGCAGUGGGCCUCCUUACGGUCAUCAGUGACAAUGACACACGUCCAGUUCACCACCACCCUGUGAGAAUCUCUGUAAUCAUUGAAAGUGAUGCCGUGGUCAGCCUCCCCAGACUUAGCGAUGCCUUCCUGGUAAUAUUUGGACUGAUAUAUGCACUACACCUCAGCUACCCCAAAGCACUGACCAACACUUUUGAAUUCACUGAAAAGAUUUUACUUGGUCUAGAAAGUGGUAAACUGUCACCCAGGUUGCAGACCCUCAAGAAUGACUUGUUGAUGUAAGUGACUGAUGGAGGAGGUGGAGAGGGAGGUGACUGAUGGAGGAGGUGGAGAGGGAGG